Molecule: messenger RNA, 2010 nt
Organism: Phyllopteryx taeniolatus (common seadragon)
Lineage: Eukaryota; Metazoa; Chordata; Actinopteri; Syngnathiformes; Syngnathidae
Gene: mss51
Product: putative protein MSS51 homolog, mitochondrial
Exons: 8
Coding region: 278-1573 (431 amino acids)
Source: RefSeq, a predicted model, not a curated record
CAAGCGCUGUCUGUGGAUUCCCAGUGCUGUAACUACUGAGCCAUUUAAGACUUGUUUCCUCCAUUUUCCGCCCACUCGCUAAAACAACCAGGGGGAGGGCUGGGGGUCACUUACUGUAUCUCACCCGACCGACAAUAAGUUAAGACCCUCCGGGGGUACAUGAGAGGAUGACACCCUGCAUGAGGAGCUGUCAGUCACUGCAAUCCUGAACUAAAGAAGGGAAAGGAAGAUCACCAGAAGAAAUUGGUAUUUGGCUGCAACCGAGAGAAAGUAUCUGAUGAUGGCAUCUCAGAUCCCAGCACUCCCCCAGUCCUACUCUCCGGGCACCUCCAGCGUCUUCUCUGACCAGUCUGGCUUCUACUCACUGGACUCCAACGUUCCGGGUCUGUCCAAGGUGAUCCUAAACAAGCUCAACUUGAACGACUAUGGACAGUACAGGGCUGCCCUGGAGGGAAAAACCAAAGGUAUCACCUUCCGUAACUACAAGGAGAUGUUCCAGAAGAUGGAGGAGACCUUCAAAUUCUGCACUGGCUGCAACAAACUUCCAGGACACAUCGGCGAGAGGAACAUGCUGAGGCGCUGUGUCAAGUGUUUGAACGUGUACUACUGCUCCAAGGAUUGUCAGGUCAAGAACUGGCCUCAGCAUAAAAAGUUCUGCAAGACGUUGCGCCUGGUGGCCAUCGACAGGCUGGUGGAGUGGCUGAUGUUCACUGGAGACCUUCCACUUUCUACCGAGAAGUGGUCCAAGCCAGUUGCCGAGGUAAAGACCUGGCAGGACUGGCUUGCCCUGCAGGAGGACCACCUCACGCACCGUCUGGACGCCAUCCUGACCUGCGCCAACAUGGAGCUCCUGUGGAAGAACGCCAGCAGGCCCAGGCCGGACGACGGCGACCUGCGUCAGUCCGCGUGGCGCGUACAGAGCGAGUUCCUCUCCCGCGUGCUCGCGGUGGGCUCGGCCGCGCGGCACUACGAGCUGGACCCUCACGCCAAACCGCUCACUAUCCACAUAGCGGGAGCAUCGCAUAAUGAGACCAUGGGAGCCAGGUUGACGGACUACGACGAGCUCAGCAACAUGUUCCCGGGACACCAGGGCAUCGAGGUGGUCAUGGUUGGGCCGGAGGUGGUCGCCGGCCCCAUCAUGAGGCCCCCUCUCUCGGCCUUUGGGCCCAAGAAGAGGGUCUACAUCAGCGCCUACAAGGGCCUCUACCAUCAGUUCUGGGAGGAAGUGGUUGAGAAAGAGGAAGCAGCCAAACCAGACUUGGUAGUCGCCUUUCAUCCUGGUUUCCAUGCCACCCAGGGUCUGGUGGAGGGGUGGCUACCCAGCCUUCUGCUGCUCCGAGACUACAACAUCCCGUCCUACUUCACAGUGUACAGCGACAUGGAGCUCAAGCACUCGCUGCAAAUCCUCCUGGAGUUGGAGAUGAACAUCAGGGACAGUGGGGCCAAUCCGUUCGCGUCGCAGAAGCCAGAGCAGGUGCAGGCCUGCCCCAACAAGCCUGCAGUGUACUGUAACUCUCACUACAUCGCUUUCCAAGGACUGAUGCCACGGGAAGACUUUAAGGAGGCCGACUGAAGGAUCACAGUUUAUUUGGAGAAGGAUCUUUUACAGAGGACAGGAAACUUUUAGAGACAGACAAUAUUUUUUGGCAUGUUUUCAAAGGGCAUUUUAUGGAAAAAUGACAUUCUUUUUGAAUCAAUAAUAUGCAAAUAGUUGGGUUUCUGGAGUGCCUGCCUCGCAAUCAAGUGUGAAAUUAAACAAUCAAGUAAAUCUUUUGUUUUCUGUUAAUUAGCCAGCGGUGGCGUCAUUCUGGGUGCGAAUGAGCACAGACCUCAGAUAGUAAAGCACGUUUCUUAGGUACAGUUCAUUUGUAUGGAAGUUUUAAAUACAAUUUAUUUGCCUUUUAUCUUUUAGAACUGUUUCUUUUCAAUCAUUUAUUCAGGUACAAUUUGUAUUUAACUUCAAUGUGCAAUACAAUUUAAUUGAACCAUUUAUCUCGGACAUUUUUUUUU